Molecule: messenger RNA, 426 nt
Organism: Eurytemora carolleeae
Lineage: Eukaryota; Metazoa; Arthropoda; Copepoda; Calanoida; Temoridae
Exons: 3
Coding region: 1-276 (91 amino acids)
Cellular component (GO): extracellular region
Molecular function (GO): chitin binding
Source: RefSeq, a predicted model, not a curated record
AUGUGUCAAAUUUGUUCAGACGGACAGGAAGGAUUACUUCAAUACUCAUUCUUGUGUCCUAAUGGUACAAUCUUCAACCAACAAUACUUCAUCUGUGAUUGGUGGUUUAAUGUUGACUGCUCAACGGCUGAAGAUUUUUUCUACUUGAAUGCAGAGGUGGCUGAAGCUGCUGCUCUGGCAAAUGAAAGGAGGGAAGGAAGAGCGUCCAACCUAGUUCUACCAAUUGUACAAGAACGACCUGUUAACAACAGAAAACCAAGCAGCUUAAGAGGAUAAGAAAAUAAAGUGAAUUUGAAAUAAAAUCAUAAUUAAAAGAACAUUUACCUGGUUCUAUUGAAGCCCCCCUUUCCUAUUUAAUUCUUUGUAGUGUAUAAUAUUUACAUUCUACAUUAAAAGAGCAAAAAAAAAUGAAAUAAUAUAAAUUUU